Paramecium sonneborni is the source of this 502-nucleotide messenger RNA. NCBI's taxonomy places the organism in Eukaryota, Ciliophora, Oligohymenophorea, Peniculida, Parameciidae. The record is from the annotation of a GenBank genome assembly.
AUGAUAUCAAUCAUUAACUACCAAUCAUACUUGAAUUGGUAAAUUAUAUUGUUGAUGUCUAACCCUGAAUUGCAAGAGUUAAAAUUUAAUAAAUAUAUCGUACAUAACGCUAUUAAGUUCCAAAUUAAUUAGAAUAUAUGUUCAUUAUAGAUAAAGAAUUAGCUGUAACUAAGAUAGUUGCUGAAUAAGGGGAAUAAAAAGUUCAAGGUAUAGUAAAGGAGUUGGAAGAAGUAAUUAAGAAUAUAAAUAUAAAUAAAGGCUUAAACAAGAAAAAAUAAUGAUACUAAGUUAACAGGAUAAAUAAAUAACUGAUUAAAAAAAAGUAAGGAUUGAAUGUUUACCACCAAGAAAAAUUUUGAAAAUUACCUUUGAAUAUAUAAGCCUUUAAAUGUUUAUUAAAACUAAUUUUGGAUACUUGAAAUUUCAUCAAUACAUUAAUUACAAAAUUAACAAUUUAAUCAUCAUUCAUUUUCAAAAUAAGGAUAACGAAGUAUUGAUUUGA